This is a messenger RNA of Euleptes europaea (tarantolino), 1017 nucleotides long. RefSeq names its product arylacetamide deacetylase-like 3. The record is from RefSeq and is a predicted model, not a curated record. Lineage: Eukaryota; Metazoa; Chordata; Lepidosauria; Squamata; Sphaerodactylidae. The coding region runs from base 16 to 1017 and encodes 333 amino acids. Gene Ontology annotation, molecular function: hydrolase activity. The transcript has 3 exons.
GACUUUGCCCGCUUCAUGAUCAGUUUCAGGAAUCCCAAGUUGGAUCCAAGCCUCUUCGCCAAAGACCUACUUUUCGAUGGGGUUCCUGUCCGAGUUUACCAGCCAAAGGCACCCUUUGCUGGCCGGAGGAAAGGAAUGCUUCUCUUCCACGGGGGAGCUGGCAUGGCUGGAAGCAUUGAUUUCUAUCAAGAUGUUAGCAAUAAAAUUGCCAAGGAUGCUGACAUAGUGCUUGUAUCUGUUGGCUACGGCUUGGCUCCUGAGCACCCAUAUCCCAGUCAGUACAAGCAAUGCCUGACGGCUACUGUACACUUCCUGAAAAACGCAGAAGUCUACGGCGUGGAUCCUUCACAAGUCGUCAUCUGCGGGGACAGCGCAGGAGGCAAUUUCUGUACCGUCGUAGCCCAGAAACUGACAGAGCGACCGGACCUUCCCAAGCUGCGGGCUCAACUGCUGGUCUAUGCCGGUGUCCAAGCGAUGGACUUCAACUUGCCUUCCUAUGUGCAGAACACUGGUAUGCCAUUCUUGUCCCAGGAAAAUACGGUCAUCUUUGGUCUGUGGUUUUUUGGACAGGACCUGUCCCUGAAAGACGAUCUCUUGAAGGGCUCUCACGUGCCGGAUGAUUUCAGGAUGAAAUAUGGAAAGCUGGCGAGUGCCGAUAACAUUCCUGAGAAAUUUAAGGGCCAAGGUUACCGACCGGUGCCGCACGGUCCUUACAAGCCUGAAGUUUACAAACAACUCCCAGAGCUGCUGCAAGUCACUUUUUCUUCCCUUUUUGCUGAAGACCACGUCAUCGAGCAGCUCCCCGAAACUUUCAUCGUGAGUUGCGAGUACGACGUACUCCGAGACGACAGCCUGUUGUACAAGAAGCGGCUGGAGGACUGUGGGGUGAAAGUCAGCUGGUUCCAUUCUGAACAGGGGUUUCACGGGGUGAUUAACCUUUCUGACAUGGGCCUUUUCACCUUUCCAGCCGGGGUAGAAAUCCUGGACCGUAUUGUGGACUUUGUCAGAGGUUUAUGA